Vicia villosa (hairy vetch) is the source of this 1407-nucleotide messenger RNA. RefSeq lists its product as uncharacterized. The transcript is spliced from 3 exons. The record is from RefSeq and is a predicted model, not a curated record. Lineage: Eukaryota; Viridiplantae; Streptophyta; Magnoliopsida; Fabales; Fabaceae. Bases 1 to 1407 code for a protein of 468 amino acids.
AUGAAUAUCAUGUCCUUUAAUAUCAGAGGGUGUGGGAGUGCCAUUAAGAGAAGGCGAUUAAGGAAGAUGAUGGAUAUUGGCCAUGAAGAUAUGGUGUUCUUGCAGGAAACUAAAACCCAAGUGGUGGACUUUAAUUUUGUUAGAAGUCUCUGGGGGGCUGAUGAUUGUGAAUGGUCCUGUAAGGAAUCGGUUGGAGCUUCAGGGGGCAUGAUCAUUAUAUGGAAGAAAGGCAUAAUCAAUCCUAUUUUCAGCUUUAACACUGAGGGUUCGGUGGGCAUUGGAGCAGAGUUUCAAGGUCAGCUAUGUUUCUUUGUGAAUAUCUACUCGUCUUGUCAUAUUGCCGACAAGCGUCUACUCUGGUCUGAAUUGGUGGAACUUAAACAAAAACUCCCGUCGGGGUGGUGGUGCAUGGGGGAGAUUACAAUGCAACUAGAGAUGUCAGUGAAAGAUUUGAUCGAUGAAUGGAAGAUUGGUGGGCAGAAGGUGGGAGAUCGGGACAUUUCAGACCACGCCCCAAUUUGGUUAUCUGUAAACGAUAAGGAUUGGGGGCCCAAACCUUUCCAUGUGAUCAAUUGCUGGUUUGAGGAUAAAGAGUUCAAAACCUUUGCAGAAAGCUCAUGGAAUACCAUUCAUGUGUCGGGAAAUCAAUCUUUUGUGAUGAAAGAAAAGCUUAAGAUUUUCAGAAACAUUCUUAGAAGCUGGAAUAAAGAGAAAUUUGGUUGGCUUUAUCUGAAUAUUCAAGAAGCUUCAAACAAGAUUAACAGGAUGGAUGGUGACUAUCAGGGGUGUAGGGAGGCCAAGGAUGAUCUGUGGAAAAAUCUGCAUCUUAAAGAAAGUCUAUUACGCCAAAAGUCCAGACAGAAAUGGCUGAAGGAGGGAGACCUAAACACAAUAUAUUUUCAUCAUGCAAUCAAAGAAAGAAGGAGGAGAAAUAACAUCGUAGCUGUGAAACUUGAGGAUGAGGAGGAUAGAGGAGCUUUAGAGGCAGAAUUUUCCAGAGAUGAAAUCAAAGCCGCAGUGUGGGAAUCAGAUGGCGAGAAAUGUCCGGGUCCCAAUGGUUUCAAUCUUGGUUUUAUUGAAAAAUGCUGGAACUUUAUGCAGGAGGAUAUCUACAAGUUGGUUAUGGAUUUUCACAAAUCUGCCUCCCUUCCAAAGGCUAUCACUGCCUCUUUCAUAUCUUUGAUCCCAAAAAAUGCCAACCCUCAAUGUCUCAAGGAGUAUCGACCUAUCUGCUUGAUCGGGUGUUUGUACAAGAUUAUUUCGAAAAUCUUGGCUAAUAGAAUCAAGCAGGUAUUAAAUUCAAUAAUUUCUCCAACCCAAUCUGCUUUCGUUCCAGGGAGGCAAAUUCUGGAUGGGGUGUUAGCUCUAAACGAAAUCAUAGACCAUGCAAAAAAAGGGAAGAAAUAG